AUGCCUCGAAGAGGAUCUAGUCCUUCAAGAGUUUCGUCUCGUCCACGUGCAAAUUUGCCGGCUCGUGCACCUCCAUCUGCUGUUGCACAGCCUCCAGCACAACCGCGACAGCCAGGUUUAAUGGGACAGAUGGCAGCUACAGCCGGGGGUGUAGCUAUUGGUUCAGUUGUUGGUCACGCUGUUACGGGAGCAUUGUCGGGUGGAUUGGGUGGCAAUCCUGCUCAGCCUGCCCAGAUAUCUUCAACUUCGGAUCAAUCUCAAUCUCCAUGUCAAUACCAUGUCGAUGAACUUAUUCGAUGCGCUCAGUCUCAAAGUGAUAUAAGUGCUUGCAGUGGCUUCUCUGAAGCUCUAAAAGAAUGCAGUCGCCAGUACGGAUUAUACCAUUAG
Molecule: messenger RNA, 387 nt
Organism: Schistosoma curassoni
Lineage: Eukaryota; Metazoa; Platyhelminthes; Trematoda; Strigeidida; Schistosomatidae
Source: the annotation of a GenBank genome assembly